AAAGUAGUUUUACGGGCGGAUAUAUGACCUGAAUCUGGUGUUCUACAAAUCGGACGUGCGAUGACAGCGUAAGAAAACAUGUUACUGCUAGCGGCCCGGCGAUGCCGUUAUGCCGACUUACUCAGCGACCUGUCCGAUCAGCUCCCGUGACUCGCUAUCUCUUGACGAUCAUGCACCAUGGCCUUGCCUUGAGUGUGCCAUCGAACGUUGAAUAUCUGCAUAAAAAGUUAUAAGGAGAGGAAGAACGUUCAGAGACAGUCAGAAUGGCUCCGAAGGAUAUUGGUCCCCAGAAUUCUCCACGGGAGGUCACCCGCCUUCUACACACUUUGAGAGAUGAGCAGUUUCGACACAUGCGGAAUAUCCAAAAAACUCGGCCUAAACCACCUUCAUUCUACAUGCACGAUAAUUCCAAACCAUCGUUGCCGAUUGACUUGAUCCACCCUCCAAUCACACAGGGACAUUCUGGGCAGAAUGAAUUUCCCAUUUUUCGGACUGCUGGACCAACACCUCCUCGAAGUUGGACUGUUCGCUCACAGAAAGACCGUAUCGAUUAUGAUACACCGGCAUGGCGAAGCCACGCUCUCUCAAUGGUCCUGUCAAGUGCGGCCACU
Molecule: messenger RNA, 611 nt
Organism: Serpula lacrymans var. lacrymans S7.9
Lineage: Eukaryota; Fungi; Basidiomycota; Agaricomycetes; Boletales; Serpulaceae
Exons: 2
Source: RefSeq, a predicted model, not a curated record